UACAUGCAUGGAAGUGGAAACCAACAAUAACAUAUCCAUAAAGAAUCGUCCAUAUGUAAAAUUUACGCCGGGAAUGAGUCCACGAAAUAUUCGAUUGAUAUCAAGUGUAUAUCAUCGACCAUUUUGGUUUUAUUACUUUUUUCUGGAAUACUUUAGACCAUCGUUUUUUGAUAAUUAUAUUUCAUAGGAACAAUAUAUGCUUUUCAGCUACGUUGUGAACAGCCACAAAUUAAGUAAGAAGACAAUAGAGAAAAAAAAAUGCUUUUCACCUAUGUUGUGAACAGCCACAAAUUAAGUAAGAAGACAAUAGAGAACAAAACGUAUUGAGACAAAUACACGUUUAAGGUUUUUUAUUAUUGUGUGAAUUAAUAAUCUUACAAAUCUUUAGACUCAUAUUUAUAACAGGCUUAAAACCCGAUUUCUUUUAUCCUUUAGGAAUACAUACUUAUCUAGAAAAAAAUAAAUUUUUCUAAACUUAAAAGGCAUACCGUAUCCACGAAUGUUGGAUUUUUACUGGUGCACAGAUAUUUAAGACAGACAGAUGCAACAACCUAUAUAACUUUUACGUCUAAUUGACUUCGCCUUGAUCAUCCAGAUUACGCGUACAAAUAUAAUCGUUUGAUGAGCUGGAUCUCGAUCAGUGCUGUACAAAAAGUAAAAGCUGCAUAAUUCGUGAUAAUAUAAACGUAUAGCAGGCCGCCUGGCCUAUAAAAUCUAAAAACCACAAAUACAAUGUUCUAUAAGUUAACUAAACAUACCAACGAUUUGUGCAAAUAUCACUAACACUGGAAUAUAUAUUAUUAAUACACUAAUUUAUAGAUUAGCUGUCCCAUGUGUUAAGUUGGUAAUAUAAUAUAAGUUUCAUAUACAAGGCUGACUGGUGAUUACUAUUCUAAUAGCUACAUUCUUGAUUAUGUGUCUUUUCUCAGAUCAUUCAUACAAGUCCUACAUACCAAAAUAUUGUAAAAGGAAAAUAAAGCAAUAUCCUAUAUAUAUGGGCGACAGCUUUCGUUUCCCAACAUCUCUCAUGAUGGUACAUUCCUUAUUGCUAGCUCUGAAUAGAAAUGAGAAUAAUACUAUAAUUUAUAUUUCAAUAUAGCUAGUAUUCACAGAAAUCUCCAUAUAUUCCAUGUUUACUACACAAAUUCAUAUGCCACCAUGACUUUUAUAAAUGUUCUUAUCUGUAUGGUCCCAGUUACACUAGUAGUCAACUAGUGAAAAAAAAGGGUAUUGACCCGGUAGAGAAGAUUAGGCUUCAAAGCAUAUUUCAUGCUAUUUAAGCAUUUAGAAAACAUAUGUAAUAAGAAGAGUAGAAAAAAACACACAUAGAGGCGACCAUCAGUAUAUUUGUGAUAUGCGGGUAUGUUGAUAUUAACCAACAACUCUGUUAUGUAAACAAGUUUUUUUUUUGGAAGAAGGAUAUGGGUUAGUUCGAGUUUAUUGGGACAAAAAAAAAACUAUAUCCCCGUGUUAUGUUAAACACACAUAUUUAGUAGAAUUUGUAUACAGAUUUUGUUUGAAGUCUUUUAUAUAUUCCAGUAAUUAGUCUGUAUAUACAAAAAAUAACCAUAUUUAUGAUACGGACAGAUUUUGGAGAAUAAGUCAAGGUGGUCCACGAAGGAACAAAAGAAUUUUUUUUUUGCAAAGAAUGUUAAUUAUCAUAAAAGAUAGAGAUUGUUUCUUACAAAAGAGACUAAUCUAUACAACAACAACACCCUGGCAAAAAGAAAGUAAUAAAACAGGGUAAUUGGUAGAGUGAAACAACAAAAUGGAGUCCAAAGGAGUCCCUUGAAGAUGCAAAAGGCCGAAAGCUAUUUAGCAAAGAAUUAAAUCAACUAAAAAGUCAUGAGGUUCCUGAAUUUCUUCCUGUUUCUCAGAGCGUUGUUGGAGUUGAUGACCUGUCUAUUGAUGUCCUUAAACACAACCGUAGGAGGAGUGAUAGAUUGGUUGAUGACCUGUCUAUUGAUGUCGCUUGUUUACUCUGUCUGGCAGAAGAAAUAUAAACUUAGACAAGGAUAACAAAUCGUUCACAUGUCGUCCAUCUAUCUAGAUGAAUAAACACAGUUAUAAACUGAGAAAAUCAAGUGGUUGUGUCUAUAAUGGAUUAUCAAUCGUCAUAUUAUAAUGAUAUUAUUUUGGUAGCUAGACUGUUUGAUAGUUAUCAUAGUGAAAAUAUCACUUUGAAUUGCUUUUGUUCUUCUAAACACUAUAUAUCACAUGUGAAUAUAGACCUCCAACACUUAAACAACGUUCUUCAAAGUUCUAAUAUUUAAUUAUGGUUAGCCAACUUGUUAUACUUAUCAGACCAUUCCAGUACCAAAUCUUUAAGAACAUAUUCCAACACCGCCAUGCACACAAGUUGAGUCAAACAUUUUGUGUCCACUAGAUGUUCAUGCCGUCAGGCCUAUAUAUAUACAUAGUAGUAGAGUGUAAACACAUCAACAACUUCACAACAAAGGGAAAAACAAAUAAAGAGAAACGGUGACAUGAAGAAUGAGAAGUUGUGUGGUAGCCAAGGAUGACUUGCCUGCGUCUUAACACCAUAUCACAGACUUUAUCGAUAGUCUCUGAGUUGGUUAGGCUGUAGGCAGUCUCCUCGGCUAUUCAGACACUCCUCUUUCUCCUCAUUUCACAUUUCUCUUUUUCAAUGACCGAACACAGAAAGCGUUUUGAUACAUUCGAUUUUGGUUGGUCUUUAAAUUGAAAACAAGUUUACGAGAUCUCGUAUGAGAUUGGGUGGAAUAUUGUCUAUGUAUGAGCAUUGGGACAAUGUGUUGUGGAAAGAUCGAGGGCUUUGCUUCACUGUGACCAAUAAACUUCACGUGGAGAGUCUGUGGAUCUUGUCGCCUAUCAGCAUGUGAGCUUUUCUCUAAUUCUAUUUCUAAAUGUGGCCAUGUAAAAGGGUCGGCGGCGAAAAACUUAAUGAUAUCUGUGAUAUUAUUGUUUAGUUCGUGAAGUAAAUUGAUUUAACCUGAAACAAGCAAAAAAGUUUUAAAUCCAAAAACCAAUUUAUGCGUUUUACAGUCAGUUGAAUAUGCGUUUUUACAUUAAUUAAUUUAUAACUUCUAUUUCUGUAAGAGAUAACGUCUUACGAUGCCUUUUCUCUAAUAUGGCUAUCUAUCUAUCAAUUCACAAGCCAGGCAUUCGUUGAUAUACUUUAUGAGUUCGAUUUCCGUGAAGGUAGUUUCAAUUUUUGAUCCAAAAGAUAAUAAUAAUUACUGAUUUAGUCAUAUACCUUAAAGACAAAAUUAACAUAUACAACCAACCACAAAAUUAACCAAUUAAAUUUGUGAUUGUUGAAUGCUGAUGUCAAAAAAAAAGAGUCUCAAAAAUAUCUUAAAAGACAUGUAUCAGAUCUUUUCCGCUUUUCGUAGCUCCAAGCUUCACCGUGACUGAAGACGACCGGAUCAAAUCUCGGACAUAAAAGUCUCCUUCUUUCGGACAAUUAUUUUUCUUAAUAAACAAACCCAAAACAAAAUCUCAGUUAAACUCCAACCAGUUCUCCUUCCAGAUCCUAAACCACUCAUCAUCUCCUCCUACAGAUCUACAUAUAUGGCGGUUACUCACUGAUUCAGACACGCCGAAAAAGGACUUCACUUUUUCAUCACUUCCAAUGGCAGAUCCUCGAAACGGCAAGUCCUUCUUUCUCACCUUCUACUUUAUAAUCACCCUCACUCUGCUUUUCAUCUCGCCGUCGGACGCCAACGAGUCUCCGGCUAUCGUUGAUUCGACCGAAGACGUUACUUCCACCGAUGUAGCUGCGUCGGUUACCGAACCCACCCGAGAAGAUGCUCUACUGCAUAAGCUCGAGGAACUCGUCAAGAAUCUGACCGAGAUCGUCUCUAAUCUAGACGCUAAGUUAUCCGAAUCGAAGAACGAGAUCUCUAAAUCAGAUGAUGAAGCCUUCGUCGGAGGAGGAAGAGCCAAGGCGUUCUCAGUGACAAAGUACAGCCCCUUUUGGACGGAGAGAUUCUCCUUCACAUCGGCAGUGAAGCUCGAUUCAGACGCCACGUGUAUCAACGUGCUGCCGUUUAAAGACUUCGAAGGCUCGAGCAAGUACUUCGCGAUCGGGGACUCUAGAGGUAGAGUUUACGUGUUCUUGAGAAACGGCGACGUUUUGAUCGAGUUCUUCACCACCGUUGAUUCGCCCGUUACAGCUAUGGUUUCGUAUCUUUCCAUGUUUAAGAACUCGAGUUUCUUCGUCACUGGUCACCAAAACGGCGCCGUUUUGUUCCACCGGAUCCACGAGGGAUCGAGUGGAGAAGACUGGAACUCCAACUCGGUCUCGAUGGAACACGUUGGGGCUUUCGAUGUUGAUGAUUCCGCUGAUCCCGUCACUCUGUUGGAAGUGCACCACGUGGGACGUGUUAGGUACAUUUUGGCCACGGAUCUUAGCGGGAAGCUGACGGUUUUAACCGAGAACCGGACGGUUUACGGUUCGGUUAUCCCGACGAGUAGACCGCUAGUGUUCUUGAAGCAGAGGCUGUUGUUCCUCACCGAGUCUGGCGCCGGUUCGUUGGACUUGAGGAGCAUGAAGAUUAGAGAAACCGAGUGCGAAGGACUAAACCAUUCUCUUGCGAGAAGCUACGUUUUCGACGCGACCGAACGGUCCAAAGCUUACGGAUUCACCUCAGAAGGCGAGAUCAUUCACGUGCUGCUUCACGGAGAUAUAAUGAACUUCAAAUGCAGAGUUAGAUCCAAGAAGAAGUUUCAAAUGGAGGAGCCAGUCGCGUUACAAUCAAUCAAAGGCUACCUUCUUGUGAUCAACGAGGACAAAGUUUUCGCUUUUAAUGUAUCGACUCAGCAUUACGUACGAACCGCUGGUCCUCGUCUCUUGUUCUCAGCUGGUUUGGAAGAGAUCAGAUCCUCGUUCUUGAGCCAUCGUCAGUCAUCUUCAAGAAAUGUAGGUGUAAAGGCGAGGCCUUUGAUAGCUAGCGACAGAGAGAAUCUUCUUGUGAUGGGUUUAGGAGACGGGUACUUCGGUGUUUACAAGUCGAAGCUUCCGAGUCUCAAAGGAGAGUUCAACACAAUGCUUUGGAGCAGUCCUGUGUUCUUCUUCAUACUGUUUCUCUUCGGAGCUUGGCAUUUUUUCGCCAAGAAGAAAGAAUCUCUCACGGCUUGGGGACCAGAUGAUCCUUUUACUCCGACGGCUGCGGGACAGAACAGCUCGGCGAAAGAGCCGAGUUUUACUGAGCCUGCUAGAAGAAGCGAUGACCUCAUGGAUCUAAGGAGAAGGUACGUUGGUGCGUCGCCGUACCGUAAUGACCAGAGUUCGAGAGCUCCGGUGGAUGGAGGAGGGUAUAGAACAACGGCACAGGAUCAUAAUAACUAUCGAGGCGGGUCGGGGCUUGACUCAAGCGGGUUUGGUAAUAGAAGAGAUAGUUUGUAUGGUAACAACAAAGUUAUGGACGACGAGAGUUAAAAAGAAUCUCUGUGACUUUUUGCAUUUGAAUUUUGACGUGUAAGAAAGAAAAUACACUUUGUAAUUCUCAAAGCUUUUUGUUAUUCCUUCCUUUGUAAUUUUACAGACAUUCUCUUCAAAAUGUUUGAAUAAUGUUAAAUUCUUUGCAAA
Molecule: messenger RNA, 5572 nt
Organism: Brassica rapa (field mustard)
Lineage: Eukaryota; Viridiplantae; Streptophyta; Magnoliopsida; Brassicales; Brassicaceae
Molecular function (GO): protein binding
Source: RefSeq, a predicted model, not a curated record